Messenger RNA from Cololabis saira (Pacific saury), 1496 nucleotides. RefSeq lists its product as uncharacterized. The transcript is spliced from 5 exons. The record is from RefSeq and is a predicted model, not a curated record. Lineage: Eukaryota; Metazoa; Chordata; Actinopteri; Beloniformes; Belonidae. Gene Ontology annotation, biological process: generation of catalytic spliceosome for second transesterification step. Bases 257 to 1171 code for a protein of 304 amino acids.
AAGUUCUUCACACAACACCACUUCAAAUAAAACGCAACAUCCCUUUAAGGCUGAUUUAUGGUUCAGUGUUACACCAACGCAGAACAUACGGCGUAGAGUACGCGGCGACGCGCACUGGCUACGCCGUCGAUUUAACGCGGAACCAUAAAUCAGGCUUGAGAGGCAGGUGCCCUUUUAGGACACGAUAUCACGUGACUGGAGUUGCGUGUGUCACGUGACUUUGUUGUGCUCAGCAGCUUCUCUCUGCGGAGCCGAGAUGGCGAGAAACGAAGAGAAACAGCAGGGAAGGCUGAAUAGAUUGUGGCUUCAGAAAGAGAGAGAUGAGGGGCGACUCAAAGAUGUUCGUGAGCGUCGACCCAGGCUGUCUACUCUUAAUUCUGCAUCUUCUGUGAAAAAGUGGAUCCCCAGCAUCAAAAAUGAAAUAGAGUAUUACCUUCAGCAAUCCCAACUCUCUCAUUACCCAGAGAGGAAGAUAGCCGAGUUCCAGCUCCUCAUCGAGAAUUUAGAAAAAGAGUAUAAAAGCUUCCUGGCCAAGCUGCGAUCUCUGGACCCCUCGUGUAAACACAAGCCCUGGACUCCCAGAGCCUACUGCAAACGGAGAGCCGACGAGCAGAUCUCUCCAAGCAUCGUUAAAACCCCUCGGCUCUCUGAGCCAUUUGAUGGUCUUGGUCACUGGGGUGGAGGGAGGACGGGAUGUUUCAAAUCCUCAGUCCCAGAGGGGGCUUGCACCUUCUCUGACACCAGCUUUCAAACCCUUGAUCCCAUCUGCAAAGACUCAAAAAGCUCGCAGGUGGUCUCGUCAGCCCAGGACCAGCCACUUUCCUUCGACAGUACACGUCUGGCGGUGGCGACGGCUGCGUUUAGAGGAUCACCAAAUCAGCUGAACACCUCGGAAACACAGAGCUUCGCCCGGGUGCUGCAGUCUGGUCUGCCAAACCUGAGUCAUUCUACAUGGAGUCAGAGGUCUUCGUCACAAACCAGACACAUAGAGGAGAGCGAUGGGGCAGUGAAGAGUUCUGUUGUUGACUCGACUGCUGCUCAAGAGAACAAGUCAGACUGUGAAGCAGGAGGGAGAGUCUCAGGAAAACCACUCGACUGUGGGACAACAGAGGAGAGGACUGUUCACAUUCUGGGACUGGACUGUUACUCCUCUUCAGAUGAAGACACAUAGAAUGUUUUUAUAUUAAAGAAAAAGACCACAUAAUGGCGUGUCUUUAUUUAACACAUAGAUUGUGAAGAGAUAUUCUGGAUAUUUAUUUUCCUCAAGUUCACACAAUUUCAUAAGUACAUAAUGAUGUGUUCACCAAGCUUUUGGUCUUUUUUUAAACGUGUUAUUAAAGCUUUGUUUGUAGGAUCCAGUUUUAAGGGCCUGAGUAACCCUCCCUACUCCAUUACCUUCGUCCACAGGACGUGUGUCUGUUUGAAAAUAUAUAUUUCAACUUUUAGGUGCCCACUUUCAAAGUAGAGCAUAAUUAAUGUGAAAUUAGGUGGAGCUG